AUUGUAAACAAAAAACAUUUUCGGAUUUUGGAUUAUCAUUUUUAUCAUCACCGUCUAUCUUUUCAGCUUGCUUAAAAAAUUUGUAAUUGUAACGCUCAAACUGCUGUGCUCAAUUAAAACUGUAAUCGGUGAUGGAAUUAUAAUUUGCACAAGUUCGAAGUGUUUCGAUGGAUUCUAGUAUGAUGAAGUGGUUCAUAAUCGUACCUUUGAUUGGUGGCGUUUUUGCCAGCGAUUAUUACGUGAACAUCAUCGACGAUGGACCAGUGGUUGUUGGAGCAAAUAUCACAUUUAGCGCCCGUCUGUAUCUAAAAGGAGGUAAAGAGCCGGAAGGAACUUACAAAUUCAAGUGGAAGGAUAACGCUGAAAAGCAACAACAUCACGGCGAGUAUGUUAGUAACAACUCUCAGUCUAAUUGGACCGUAUCUUAUUCGCCCGAUAAAAUCAAGGCUGGCUCGCAUCAAGUAGAAGUUGAAGUGUUUUCCACCCUUUUCAUCAUCGAUUGGUCAUUGUGUUCUCGAAGAAAAUCAUUCGAAUUGACGAGCUAUUUAAACGGCGAAAUGACUUUGAAACAAAAUGGAACGUCUUCUACUUCGGAUUACAUUUCUAACGCUACCGAAGUGAAACAUCAUAUUACUCUUCACCAACCGGACGCAAAUUAUAUAGCUGACACCGACGUCACUACGCAUUGGUACCUGGAUUGCAAGUAUAUCGGAAAAACGAACGAUAUGGCGUUGGUUUACAAUUAUACGACGAGCGAUGUUACGCAUACCAUCGUCGCCAUAAUCAUCGCUUCGCACGAUUCGAAUAAUACGAGUACAAAUUACACGCGCGCUACUACCACCUCGAAUACGGAAUCUUCGACCGAGUUAAUUUUGAUGAAUUCGACAAAUGCGAACGACGCGAAAUCGAAUAAUACCGAAUUCGCGUAUUUGACCGUAAACGAGGGCGUCGUAGACAAUUCGACCGUGCCGUCUAUAGAUUUCAAUUGCUCGAGUAAUACAUUUUCGCCGCUCGAUAACCGCAGCACUUACGGUUUAUUUUCUCGUCAAGUAAAGGUAAAAGCUCCCAUUUCAAAUUUCAAAGUGGAAGGCAAUAAUUGGUUGCAGCAUGGCGAUUUGUUGAACUUACAAGUUUGGUGCAACGGUUCGGCUCCUUUCAGUUAUUGCGUGCAAUUUCAUAUUGGUAAUUAUUCGAUUAGCGGUAACGAAAGUUGCUCGACGAGGAAAAAAUACCUGAGUGCCUGUAAUUUCGAAAUUCCUCGAUAUUUCGGGAAUUCGACCAACUACACGGUCGUUAUUAUUGUAGAAAAUGACGUACAGAAAGUCGUCAGAGGGGUUAACGUGAAUGUCUACGAAGUGACUAAGCACCCCCAAAUAUCUGUCAUAAUUGUUCCUGUGGCCGCGGCUAUCGUGGCAAUCAUUUUAAUCAUAUUUGGAGUAGCGUUUUACGUGCAGAGCAGGCACAGGUACAUCGUGGAAGUAGCAGAUUUUGAUUUUUCCAAUGCCAGCGAUAUGGAGUAUAAAACGUUCCGCGAAAGGUUAGUGGAAGCGGUCAGCAACGCGUUUAAUAAGACCGAAGAUUUUUCGGAACAGGACAGCACCAAUGCCGCGCCAGCUAGUAAAAAAUACGGUAGCAUGCAAUGAAAUUCGCGUUAUGCAUCGCGAAAACCGACCGCUGUUCGAUGUUGAAAUCUCUAAUUUCGCGAUGCAUUCAGAUUUGCCUACACGUCGCAUCUAAUUACCUAAUUAGGCCCGCGUGUCUUUGGCAUUUCUCCCAAGUCUUCUUUUUUUCCCAUUUUUAUCCCUAAAUAUCGAAACUGCAAUAACGAAUUUCUCAUUUCGAAAUUCUUUUACUUCUAGUGGUUGAUCCAUUUUAACUAAUAUAAACGAAUUAUCAACAUCCGCGUUCAUUUUCCAAACAUCUAUAGUCGUUCGUACGAUUUUACGCAUUUUUUUUUUUUUCUUCAUAAAAACGAAUGAUCAUCUGCAGGAGCGGGUCUUCUGGGUUGGUAACUUUUAACUAUGUAAGGCCGGUCAUAUCGAUUUGAAUGCUAAAAUUAAUCUGAAUUUCAAGUUUGCGUAUAUUUUCGAAUUUCGAAUAUAAAUCCGAAGUGGUAAGUGUAUUCCCGUGAUGAGUUUUUUUUUGUUUUUUUUUGUUUUCGUUUUCCAUGUAAUCCGUGUUAUUUAUUUAUUUUUUAUUAAUUUUUUCUUUUUUCAAUUUAUGUAAUUAUUUUGAAAUGUGCUAUAAGUUACCGUUAUUACGUUACGGAUAUUAUUAUGUGAUUCUAGUUGGCUUUAAGCUUUUUACAUCUCUGGUGGUUUUUUGUUUUUAAAGUUUUGCUAAUUCAUACUGUAUUUUAAUCGUACACUCGAAUGUUGAGAAUUACGUCAAUUUUUUAAUAGAAAGAGCAAAACGAGAGGUAUCGUUUUAGGAUACUCUGCCUUUUGUAUUAGCUUUUUAGACGUAAUUUUUUAAUGUUUUCAUCUUGCAUUUUAUUUUUUAUUAAUGUUUUCUUUAAGGAAAUUUUUACGUGUAUUUUAUAAGUAUGUACUGUGUAUAUGUGUGUAGGUAUGUAGCGUAGGUACCAUUUAAAUAAUUAUGUACAAAAUAUUCAUCGCAUUUUAUAACUAAGUUAAUUCUUGAAAAAAAAGGAUAAAAAUCUUUUAAAAAUGCAUAGUGCGGCUUUAGUGCGUACGAUGAAAUAAAAAUUUUAAAUUUGA
Messenger RNA from Planococcus citri (citrus mealybug), 2720 nucleotides. RefSeq lists its product as uncharacterized. Gene Ontology annotation, cellular component: plasma membrane. The coding region runs from base 168 to 1643 and encodes 491 amino acids. The record is from RefSeq and is a predicted model, not a curated record. The transcript is spliced from 8 exons. Lineage: Eukaryota; Metazoa; Arthropoda; Insecta; Hemiptera; Pseudococcidae.